Carya illinoinensis is the source of this 747-nucleotide messenger RNA. RefSeq lists its product as uncharacterized. The record is from RefSeq and is a predicted model, not a curated record. The transcript is spliced from 3 exons. NCBI's taxonomy places the organism in Eukaryota, Viridiplantae, Streptophyta, Magnoliopsida, Fagales, Juglandaceae. Bases 1 to 747 code for a protein of 248 amino acids.
AUGGGGAUCCCUCGUACUUUUUUUCGCAAAUUGUUGACAUACGUAUCCUCUGAAGAUGAUAGCGAUGUUCUUAAUGAGGAGGUCGAUGGACAGUCAUCGAGGCAUUGCCCAAGUCGCCAACGUCGUAAUUUUAUUCGGCGUGAUCAUACUCAGGGGCACGAGCGCCUAUUUCGCGAUUAUUUUGCAGAAAAUCCAGUAUAUCCCUCGAAUCUAUUUCGAAUGAGCCGUCUCAUAUUUCUCCAUAUUCUAAAUGAGGUAGAGUCUUACGAGCCGUACUUCCUCCAAAGAAGAGAUAAUGCCGGAAGACUCGGUUUAUCACCUAUGCAAAAGAUAACUACAACACUUAGAAUGCUGGUGUAUGGUGUUACUGGAGAUUUUACGGAUGAAUACAUACGUAUUGGUGAAAGCACAGCAAUGGAGAGCCUCAAAAAAUUCUCUGAGACAAUAGUAAGUGUUUUUUCAGAUGAAUAUUUGCGGUCUCCAAAUGCCAAUGAUAUUGUCCGAUUGCUUGUGGUUGGUGAACAACGGGGAUUCCCAGGAAUGUUGGGAAGCAUUGACUGCAUACAUUGGAAGUGGAAAAAUUGUCCCGCAGCCUGGAAAUACGAGCGUGAUGAUAGCGAGGAUCCGAACAUUGAGUAUGAUCAACUUGAUGAUGAACUCCUGGUACUCUCGCGCAAUCAUACAACUGAACUUACGGAAUUCAUCCAGCGUCAUCAUCAAAUUAGAGACAGCUCGGGACAUCAUUAG